Phyllopteryx taeniolatus (common seadragon) is the source of this 4307-nucleotide messenger RNA. RefSeq names its product HEPACAM family member 2 (gene hepacam2). Bases 106 to 1473 code for a protein of 455 amino acids. The transcript is spliced from 9 exons. Lineage: Eukaryota; Metazoa; Chordata; Actinopteri; Syngnathiformes; Syngnathidae. The record is from RefSeq and is a predicted model, not a curated record.
UGUAGUCACCACAACCAGUCACACUUUUCUCCUCCCUCUAUCACCGUUCCACCGCCUCCUUCGUUCAUCUCUCAUUCCUUAUAAGUCCCAAGAGGAUAAGAUGCCAUGGAGGCCACAGGGAGAAUGGCACUUUACGUUUGCUCGCUUCUGGUCCUCCUAACAGAGAUCAGUGCAAAAUUCAUUAAUGUUCCUUCUUCAAUCCGCCAUGGCAUCGAGGGAAAAUCCCUACGCCUGCCUGUUGAGAUGUACUUCCAGCUGGACGAGGCAGAGAUCCAGGGAACGUGGUCCCACACCACGACGAGUGGCAUCAGGACCACGCUGGUGACAUUUACCAACCAGUCCUCCAUCACUGACAUGAUGUACCGCAACCACAUCUUUUUUAAAGAGCCAAAUAUGUCCUUGCUGAUACGGAGAUUAAACCAGCGUGAUGAGGGAGAUUAUCACCUCAACCUCAACAUAGAGUUUCUUAACAACUCAGGGCAGGUUUUCAAAGAAGAGAGGACAGUGCGUGUCACUGUGGAUGUUCCUGUGUCCACACCAGUUAUUGAGAAGAGCCCAUCUUUUGCAGUAGUUGAGGACAAGGCCAAUGUUACAUGGACAUGUACAGUGGAGAGAGGAACAAGGGUUGUUUUUCAGUGGUUCAGAGACAAUGUACUUGUGGGUCUCAGUGACAGAUAUCACUUUUCCAAAGACAAAUCCACGCUGCUGAUCAGUCCUGUGAAAAAGGAGGACAAGGGAAGCUACCGCUGUGUGGCUAGCAACCCCGUCAGCCAGGAGAGAUGCAGGAGGGCCGUGGAGCUCACUGUUUACUAUGGCCCGUACAACUUGGAGGUGAACUCCGACCAAGGCCUUCGCACAGGGGAGGUGUUCACCAUCAACCCUGGAGAACUGGUCUUCUUUGACUGCCAGGCCGAUUCCAACCCCGCCAACAGCUACGUGUGGAUCUCCAAGGGGCGCAACACGACGAUCACCGUGGGCCCGCGGUUGGAGGUUCUCUCCUAUAGACUGGCCCAGGCUGAGGACUACCUGUGCCGCGCCUUCAACAAUGUGACACAAAAGCAAGACGAGACCCAGUUUACCCUGGUGGUGGCCAGCCUGGGAACAGGAAAAGAGAAGCACACCCAAGAUUAUAAUGCUGUUUCUCCGCUGGCUGUUAUUACUGUGUGCUCUUUGCUCAUCAUCGGCGGCAUGCUACUUGUCUUUUUUAGGAAAGCCUGUCACCCAAAGAGAGUGCUCAUGAGAAUUUAUAACAGACCCAUCUCUGAUCAGAAACGACCGCAUCGAUCAGGCCAUGAGGAUGCAACUGAAGACUUUGGUAUCUAUGAAUUUGUCUCUGUACCUGGAAAAAUGGAAUCCGCACAGGCAUCAUGCAGAUCUCUGGCCCGCCUGGAGUCAGUUCAGGAUAUGCACACCACAAUCUACGAUGUGAUCAGACAUGUUCCUGAAACCCCUGGGCAGAGUUUGUUGAAGUGACUUUUAAGUCCUCAACUUUUAAAAAAAAAUUAAAAUAAAAAAGCCUCUUUUGUAUGUAUUUAGACUCUUGUCAAAGCCCAAGGCACUGCUUUUGGUGACUCAAUGUUUGCACAAGAGCAGAUGGAGACCUGCGCGAGUACACAAUGUUAUUGUACACUGUUGUGGUCCACAGUCUAAGACAGAUAAUUUAUUUCAUUAUGGUAAUUUUAUUGUAAUUAGAAUUUUUUUUAACCCAUUUAAGAUGAAGCAUUCUUCCAUGGAUUUUCUUACAUUUUCUUCAGGAAACCUGUGUACGAGGAAAAUUGCGGACAACGAAACAAUAUCCACAUUUAAUACCUUUUUCUUAAAUAAUAAAAAAUAAGUUAAGGUUGUUUCCAAAAGACUGUGAGUUUUCUCAGAUGAGCGUUUUUUUUUAAGUAGUUUUGUAAUUUAUGUUGAUGAAAAAGUGUGAUGAAAAACUGUAAAUACUGUACAUAGACUAUACUGAGAUUCAUUUAAAAUAUUCUAUUUCUGUUUCCUUCAGAUCUAUUGAUUCCUAUUUGAAAUCCUUAACCCUGUUUCUUUCAAUGUAACAUUUGUCUGCAUGGAUUACGAUGAAUGCUGAAUAAGGGAAAUGAUUGUUUUUUAAAUUAAAGUACAGUUUGAAUUUACAUCUUUGUUGUUUUUAUUUCAAAUAAAGAUGAAUAUUUGGCUUUUUUUUUUUUAAAUGAUUGAAUUAAUUGCAAAAUUCCAAUAGUAGAUGAGGCACUUUCAGUCUGACACAUUGAAAUCAAGAGGCAGCAAAGAUGUCACUUGUGAAAGACUUGCAAUCUCUGCAGACAAGUGUGCUUGGUUCUAGACGUGAUGCAUUGGUAUGCUGUGUACCUGCUGUGAUGGUGAGACACAGGUGGGAGCAGACAGAUGCUUCAGCAUGCUGAGCGGCUUCCACCUGCCUCCGCUGGCACUUUGUCAUGAGAAGAUGAAAAAUGAAGUGCUUGUUGGUGGUGUAUACAGUACAUGAGACAACCAGACAAAAAUACUUGAAGUCUAAGGUGGACUGUAAAAAUGAGCCUUAGCACCUAUCAUACUGUUAACAUUAGAGACCCACUGAAGUGGAUUCAGAGAUUUGUUUCUAAAUAUGUUAGAAGAUAAUUGCCGAAAAUGUGCAAAGACUGAGAACUAUGUACUAUGUAGUAUUUAAUUGCUGGGAUAUAGCGUUAAACAGUUUUCCACCAUUUUAGUUUUCCUGAUUUUUUUGGGCGUGGCCCAAUGAUGCAUUUCGGCAUCCGACAGGAGUCAGCACUCCGCCACUGUCCAUAAAGAACGAGCAAUUUUGUUCAUAUCAGCGGUUAUCUGGUGCAAUUGCGAUGUGCUGUUAGCUAGCUAGCUAUGCCUACAACCCGAAAAUGCGCCUUCCCUUUGGAUAGUCCGGUGACAUGGCCACUUUAGAGUACAUCGUUGUUGGCAUGUCACACAGAGAAAGGCAGAAUAGCGAGGAUGAGGGAAUUUUUUUUUUUAAUUUUUUAGUCUGACUUGACAGUCAGCAUGUGGGCUUCGGAAUGGCGUGGCCACUUUAAAGGGCCUCGUUGUCUUGGCAUUGAAAAACCCCAAGACGACCUGCUCAGAUAUGUUCCAGCUAUGGCAGGCUUUAAACUGAUCUAUUUUAGUGGCUUAAACAUGUACUUUAGAUAUGUGUAAGAAUUAGAAAGAUGCUAGACAAAGUACCAUCCAUUUUUCCAGGUUGCAGUACGUACUGGUAUUUGAUUGAUUGAUGAGCAGGGCGUUGUUUCAGCACAUUCAGCGUCCGUGAGCGUAGAGGUCAACUUGAUUUUUCACAAUGAUAUAGCCUCAUUUUAUAUACUUGGCGAUUUUUUUAAUCAUUCAAAUUUGGCAGGGUUAUUAACAACACUCUUUUCUUUAGUGUCAAAAUUUGAAGACUUAUUUAUUUUCGCUUUACAGGGACUUUAAAUUAAAAAGUUUACAGUAGUUCUCAAGAGUGGCUCUGCACAUUUACACCUAUGGACAAAUUAGAGGCGGCACAGUGGACGACUGGUUAGAGCGUCAGCCUCACAGUUCUGAGGACCCGGGUUCAAUCCCCGGCCCCGCCUGUGUGGAGUUUGCAUGUUCUCCCUGUGCCUGCGUGGGUUUUCUCCGGGCACUCCGGUUUCCUCCCACAUCCCAAAAACAUGCAUUAAUUGGAGACACUAAAUUGCCCGUAGGCAUGACUGUGAGUGCGAAUGGUUGUUUGUUUCAAUGUGCCCUGCGAUUGGCUGGCAACCAGUUCAGGGUGUACCCCGCCUCCUGGCCGAUGACAGCUGGGAUAGGCUCCAGCACGCCCGCGACCCUAGUGAGGAGAAGCGGCUCAGAAAAUGGAUGGAUGGAUGGACAAAUUAGAGUCUUCAUAACCUAAGAUGGAUGUUUUUGGAAUGUAGGAGGUAGCCAAAGUUGUUGUUGUUGUGACUUUCGACCAUUGGUCACUGCAGAUGCCCUUCCUGACACAACCCUCAAAUUUUUUAUUUGAGCUUUGGGUGGCUGGGAACUGGGACAUUUGCACGAAAGGCAGUUCCCGUAGAAAACCCAGGCAAGGGCAGGGAGCUCAUGAAAUUCCACAGGGGGAGGAUUUGAACACCGAACCUCAAAACUGCAGGCUGACGUGCUAACCACUACUUCUUUGUGCUGACAUAUUUAAUGACAGAAGAAAAAAAUCUGAAAUGACAAAUGAUAAAAAAAUUAUAAUCUCUAUGCUGUGAUAAAGCAUCACAUUCAUCUUGUAUUACAGAGUUAUCAAUACUGUUUUCACAAAAUCAUCAAUAUUGAGAUACAGCAUUUUAUUAAAUUCCUCUUUUACUGCUGUU